Molecule: messenger RNA, 1459 nt
Organism: Oldenlandia corymbosa var. corymbosa
Lineage: Eukaryota; Viridiplantae; Streptophyta; Magnoliopsida; Gentianales; Rubiaceae
Source: the annotation of a GenBank genome assembly
AUGCCCAAAACCAAAGCCAAAGCAUCGCCUCUACACCGCAAUGUUACGCCACUUUACUUGCGCAUGGAUCAUCAAAACCAAUUCAACAAUAUAUGCCCCAACAUCAUUCUAAUACUCCUUUCUGCAAUGGCUAGAAUUCGCAAACAGAAUUGGGGAAUGCAGAAAUGCAAAUUUUGUUGCCCAUGUGGCAUGUGAGUACCAGUCUCCACAAUCAUUCAUUCAUUCGUCAAUGAAACUAGUUUUCAUAGUGUGGCACAUGACCCAACUCAUCUCAUCACAAGAGGCAUGUACUCCUUUCCUUAAUUUACGUUAAUUAUUCGACUCCAUCAAAUUCAGUUGUCGCAAUGGAUGUCUCCUAAUAUUCCCAAUUAGUCCACCUAGCAGCUUGACCUCUCUCGACCUAUAUAAACAACUUUCCUCCCUCCAUCUCAAAAAGCACCAAUUUUCCCCUAUCAACAACUCAUCUGAUAACAUCAAUAAUCCAGAAAGAUGGAGAAAUACAACUCCUACACCAAAAUCUCAAACAUUUUCACUCUGUUUCUCACACUUUUGGCCUUGAUCUCCUUGGCCCAAGCUACUUCAUCGGCAGUCUCACCCAAAGCUUCAAGAACAUACAAAAACUUCAUCAAAACCAAAUGCAAAACCGCAACACAUUCCAAGCUUUGUAUCAAAACACUCAAUCCCUACGCCCCUUUUAUUCAAACCAGUGAUUUAAAGCUCUGCGCAACUGCCGUCACGGUUGCCGUUGAAGGAGCCAAAAAUGUAUCCACCAUCGUUACUAAAUUGGCCAAAAAGAAAGGCCUUUCUCCAAGGGACGGUGCAGCCCUCCAUGAUUGUAUCUCCGAUGUGAGAGAUUCGAUUUCGGUACUUAAGCAAACCAUCACUGCAAUGCAACAUCUGAAGGGCGAUGCCGUAGAUGCAAAAUGGGCUGAUGCAAAGACUUGGGCCAGCGGUGCUAUAUCCGACGCCGAAUCCUGCAGGGAUGGAUUCGCUGAAAAGAAGGAGGUUUCUAAAGAUGUGAGGAAAAAGAUCAACAGUUCCAUGGGAAAAUUAGAGCAGCUAAUGAGCAAUGCUCUGUGUUUUAUCGGCCAUCUUUACUAAAGUUUUUGUAUCAGAAAAUUAGUUCGAUCUGAGAUUAUCUGAUCUCGCGUUGACCUUGAACUAAUCGUGAAUGAUCAUUUUGCAUUUUCUGCAAAACGCUUCUGUUUUUCAGGAGCCUUAAUCCAAGUGUUUACUUUUGUAGUAUGAGGGCAAGGAUCUGGUUUGUAAUUACCAAUUGAAAUCCCUGCAUGGUUGUAGAGUCAAAAGUAAAAAACAGGGGAGGGGGAAGUUUUUGUUGUUUUUAGCAGUAUUUCACAUUAGCCAAUGACUCAUUAUCAAUGUCAUACGAUGUGACCCGUAUCUAAAAUCUUUGCCCUGAUUAAUCUGGAUUUGUCCAUCCUUUUGUAUUAUAGUUCUC